This is a messenger RNA of Hypanus sabinus (Atlantic stingray), 3399 nucleotides long. It is a transcript of the gene rgmb, whose product is annotated as repulsive guidance molecule BMP co-receptor b. The transcript has 3 exons. Gene Ontology annotation, biological process: BMP signaling pathway. Lineage: Eukaryota; Metazoa; Chordata; Chondrichthyes; Myliobatiformes; Dasyatidae. Gene Ontology annotation, molecular function: coreceptor activity. Gene Ontology annotation, cellular component: plasma membrane. The record is from RefSeq and is a predicted model, not a curated record. The coding region runs from base 335 to 1624 and encodes 429 amino acids.
GGCAGUCCACCAAUCACCGGACAGAACUGGUCCGGUGGACUGGUGCUCAGCCAAUAGGCUGCGGAGUGGGCGGGAGUUCCGUGCUGGGCGGUGGGGUAAGGGUGAGUAGUGUGGCGGCGCAAGCUGGCGUGUGUUUGAUGCGAUAGCUGAGAUUGAUAGCGCUCGGGCAGACGCGCCGUGCGGUAUUGCACUGUUUGCAUCCGAAAGCGAUCUUGCAUCCUCGGCUCUUCAUUUUCCUUCAUGCAUCUUUCGCACCUACAGGUCGAGGAGUGGUUCCUGCAGCUGCUACCCCUUCUCGGUGGAGUAUCUGAGAAACUCACUGCAACCUGAAUGGAUGGACAUGGGGAAAACAGGCUUUUGCUACCCCGGGGCUGAACGGCCCGCCGCAGCCUUCACCUUCUUGCUGCUUUUCAUUUCGACGUUCGCCAACACAGGGUACUGCCAGCAGCAGUAUCAGUGCAGGAUUCAGAAGUGUACGACCGAUUUCGUGACCCUCACGUCGCAUCUGAACACCGCUCUUAAUGCAUUUGCCUCCGAGUUCUGCAUUGCCCUGCGGGCUUACGCCCUGUGCACGGAGCGGACAGCCAAAGCGUGCCGGGGCAACCUGGCUUUCCACUCGGCCACGCUGGGCAUCAGCGACUUGAUGAGCCAGAGGAACUGCUCGCGGGAGGGCCCCACGUCCAUCGCGGCCCAGGACCUCGUACCCGUCAGUCACAACAUCGGCUUCUGCGACUACGACAACCGGGCGGCGGCGGCGGCGAGCACCGAGCUGCGGGCUGCCCGCCGCCGCUACGUCUUCUGCGGCUUGUUCGGCGACCCGCACCUCAGGACUUUCCGGGAUCACUUCCAGACUUGCAAAGUGGAGGGAGCCUGGCCCCUCAUUGAUAACGACUACUUGUCAGUGCAAGUAACCAACGUCCCUGUUGUGCAGGGAUCCAGCGCUACAGCCACCAACAAGAUAACCAUCAUUUUCAAAACCUAUCAUGACUGUACCGAUCAGAAGGUUUACCAAGCCAUGACUGAUGAUCUGCCUGCAGCGUUCAUAGACGGUACAACAGUGGGAAAUGGCUGGAUAAAGACUCUGUGGAUAGUGGAGAAAGCCAUUGGCAAACACGUGGAGGUGCACGCAAAAUACAUAGGAAUGACGGUAAUCGUGCGGCAGGUGGGGCAUUACUUAACAUUCGCUCUGAGGAUGCCUGAGGAAUUGGCGCUGAAUGAGGACGACAGCCAGGGACUGCAGCUUUGUGCUCGUGGCUGCCCCAUGAAUGAGCGCAUCGACGAAGGUGGCCACCUCCCUCUACCGGCCAGUAGUCAAAGCCAUCCACACCACCCCCCGGCCCAGCCUAAAGCUGCUUACACAUUAGAGAGCGCAACCGCUAAAUGCCAUGAGAAAAUCCAAGUAAAGGACGUCUAUUUUCACUCCUGUGUUUUUGACCUACUGACAACCGGAGAUGCAAACUUUACAGCUGCAGCUUAUAGUGCACUCCAAGACCUGGAGACAUUGCAUCCAAAGAGAGAACGGUGGCAUAUUUUCCCCAGGGGUAACAAAGUUGCCCAGAACACUGGUGUAUUAUUUAACAUUUACGUUGGACUGUUUUCCUUUAUUGUGAUUGUGUUUUUGUAGGUUUUUUUAGUUUACAUAAAUAUUAAAUAUAUAUUGUUAUAAUAUAUUCAGAAAAGUAUAUAUGUAUAUACAGUAUAUAUGACAGGAUGGCAAUCCUGAGCAAACAAGACUGUACAUAUUGUGUAAUUUGUUGUGUAAGUUCAUACAAAUGCAGUUGUAGUAUUAUAUACUUUUUUUGUUGAAAGUUACUUUGCAAGUUGUGAGUUGAUGGCCCUACAGUUAGGGUCUGUUGUUACAAAGGGCACUUUAUGUUUCUACUUAUUGAUACUUAAAAUAGCUGCCGGUAAAGGUGUUCAUAGCUGUCAGAGUUCGAUAUUCAGUCUCCGAAGGUUUACCAGUUAUGCUUCUUGGUUUCAAAAUGGAUAACUGUUUGUAUAAGCGGUGAUUGUCUAAGUAUGUAAAUAGUUAACUUAUUUAUAAACAAAAUGUCCUGCUAGAAAAACAGAGCAGAUUCUGUGCUAUUUCUGAUGUUCGCUCUGCUGUGUUAGUGGUGCCACCUAGUGGAUUGCACUUGAGUUACUUCAGUGUUCAGGUGACCAGUGAUUACAAAAUCUUAAUUUGUGACUAUUAAACAAAAGGUCUUAAAUACCUUUUAUAUUGUGAUGUGUUAGUUAUCCUUUUCAAUCACUGCCCCACAGAACCUCCUUUCAAACCUUUGUUAGAAAUUCUAAACAAAAAAAAAACUCAAAGUUUUCAUUCCAAGCCCGUAAAUUUUUUUUCUAGGUACUUCCACAAUAAUUGUCUCUUCAAGUUUCAAUAGUAAUGGAAGAUCUAGUUUUGUUAAAUCUUUAUACUCCUUCGUCUUUUAAGGUUCAGCUGGUGAAAAUGUUGCUUUCAGGCUUUAACUGGUCUGUUUUUAACUAGUUAAGAGUAUCGUGCUUUAUUUUCAUGUGUCUGAUUCCUCGCUGAUGUGUUUUUGAAUGAGGAAAUGCAAGUUAUUCACCCCUGCCCUUCACAUUUACAGCACUUUCUCCUUAUUCAUUCUGGCCCUGUUGGCAAACAGUACAGUGAAACUCCGGUAAAUUGCCCCAAUGGUUUCUCAAAUUCACAAGCUUUGAUCUUGCUAAGUAAAAGUCAGCUAAUGUGUGAAUUGUUCUCAUCAAAAUUGCAUAAACUGUGGAAAUAAUCUUGCCAAUGUCUACGGAUAGUUUAAUUCAACUCUAACUGAGGCGAUCAAAAGUGUGCUCUGUAUAGGUGCUGAAUUUUCCAGGUAGCACCUUCCAACUAACAAUUUGCCAUCCUGUCAGUGUGUAAGAUAAAGUAUCCACCUCCAAAGAUGACAACCAGUCACCUAGUCUUAUUUCAGGAAGGGUCUGUCAACUAUUUUCUAACAGAUCUAUUCAUACAUGGUGUUGGAAUUAUUUAUUUUCAAAUUGGUGACAGUAAAUACUUGAGUAAAUCCCCACACCUCCUCAUAAAGGUGUGCUUACACAAGGUGAACUUAUCAAUGGGGCCUACGAGUUGUGAGUGUUUAUUAUGUAGCUGCUAACUGAACUGGAAACUGCACUAUAACUUAGCAUAUUUAUCAUGGUAAAAGGAUGUAUUUUCUCUUCAGAACAAGGUAUGGAAGUUAUCAGUCAGAUACUGAGUCAUUGUUGAGCCCCUAAUGUUUUAUGCCUGACUUCUCUUUUGUGAUAAAAUUCUGGUCCUGCUAGUGAGGUUGAGCAAUUUCACUUGUGUACCACCUGAUUUUGUACUUGCCCUCCCUUAGUCUUUCAGAGUUGAAGUUUGUGUAUUCAAGUCAAACAUGCAUUAAAGUUCUGUUAGGAAGUGUG